Molecule: messenger RNA, 3158 nt
Organism: Terrapene triunguis (Three-toed box turtle)
Lineage: Eukaryota; Metazoa; Chordata; Testudines; Emydidae
Gene: NR4A3
Product: nuclear receptor subfamily 4 group A member 3
Exons: 7
Coding region: 135-1970 (611 amino acids)
Biological process (GO): cellular response to corticotropin-releasing hormone stimulus; regulation of transcription by RNA polymerase II
Cellular component (GO): transcription regulator complex; nucleus
Molecular function (GO): zinc ion binding; RNA polymerase II cis-regulatory region sequence-specific DNA binding; nuclear glucocorticoid receptor binding
Source: RefSeq, a predicted model, not a curated record
GCCCCACGCUGAGUCCCGGCUCCAAACCCGGCCCCGCAGACCGGUCCCAGCCAGCCCGCAUUCCGCCUCCUCCUGCAGCCUCCGCCGUCCAGACAACCAGCCCCACCAUUCAGCGAGCAAGAUACCCUCCAGAUAUGCCCUGUGUGCAAGCCCAGUAUAGCCCUUCACCUCCUGGUUCGAGUUAUGCAGCUCAGACCUACGCAUAUGGCUCAGAGUACAGCUCGGAGAUCAUGAAUCCUGACUACACCAAACUGACCAUGGACCUGAGCAGCACCGAGAUCACUGCCACCGCCACCACCUCCCUGCCCAGCUUCAGCACCUUCAUGGAGGGUUACUCUGGCAGCUAUGAGCUCAAGCCCUCCUGCCUGUACCAAAUGCAAUCUGCUUCCUCCAGCCAGAGGCCCCUCAUAAAAAUGGAAGACAGCCGGCUACAUAGUUACCACUCCUCACUGCCCGCCUCCACAGAUGAAGGGAUGCCCAGCACCUCCAUGUACUUCAAGCAGUCCCCGCCUUCCACGCCCACCACCCCUGGAUUCCCUUCUCACCAGGCCUCCAUGUGGGACGAACCCCCACAUCCGCUGCAGCCUGCACAGACCUGCAUGGCCCCCAGCCACUUGAUGGACUCUGCCCCUAUGAAGACUGUGCCCACCCGCUUCCCCCUCUUCCACUUCAAGCACUCGCCACCCCACACGCCUGCAGCUGGUGCCCACAUGUGCUAUGACCCUGCUGCCCUAAGCCUGCCUCUGGGAUCUGACAGACCCACUGCCGGUCAAGCCACUAUGGAGAAUCAUCCUUAUGGGCUUCCCCUGGCCAAAAGAGCAGCCGCCUUAGCCUUCUCGCCACUGGGCCUCAAUGCAGCCACUUCCAGCCUGUUGGGCGAGAGCAGUGGCAGCAGCAGUGGCCUGCCUUCCCCGCCCAGCAGGAGCUCCUCAUCUGGAGAAGGCACUUGCGCUGUGUGUGGGGACAAUGCUGCCUGCCAACACUAUGGGGUACGGACGUGCGAGGGGUGCAAGGGCUUCUUUAAGAGAACAGUUCAGAAAAAUGCAAAAUAUGUUUGUUUGGCAAAUAAAAACUGUCCAGUGGAUAAGAGACGUCGUAACAGAUGCCAGUACUGCCGCUUUCAGAAGUGUCUCAGUGUCGGCAUGGUUAAAGAAGUUGUCCGUACUGAUAGCCUGAAAGGGAGAAGAGGUCGGCUGCCUUCCAAACCAAAGAGCCCUUUACAGCAGGAACCUUCCCAGCCCUCCCCACCUUCUCCUCCAAUCAGUAUGAUGAAUGCCCUGGUCCGCGCUUUAACUGACUCCACACCCCGAGAGCCUGAUUAUUCCAGAUACUGUUCCACUGACCAGGCUGCUGCAGGCACAGAUGCAGAACAUGUACAACAGUUCUAUAAUCUUCUGACUGCCUCCAUUGACAUAUCCAGGGGCUGGGCGGAAAAAAUUCCAGGAUUUACUGAUCUCCCAAAGGAAGAUCAGACGUUACUCAUAGAAUCAGCUUUUUUGGAGCUGUUUGUACUAAGACUCUCCAUCAGAUCCGAUACUGCUGAAGAUAAGUUUGUAUUCUGCAAUGGACUUGUGCUUCAUAGACUUCAGUGCCUUCGUGGAUUUGGGGAGUGGCUCGAGUCAAUUAAAGACUUUUCAUUAAAUUUACAGAGCCUUAACCUUGAUAUCCCAGCCUUAGCAUGUUUAUCAGCUCUAAGUAUGAUUACAGAACGACAUGGAUUAAAAGAACCAAAGAAAGUGGAAGAGCUAUGCAACAAGAUCACUAGCAGCUUAAAAGAUCACUUAGCUUUCAGCUGCCAAAACAAAGGACAGCCACUUGAGUCUGCAGAGCCUAAAGUACUAGGUGUUCUUGCUGACUUGCGUUCUCUCUGCACACUGGGACUGCAGCGCAUCUUUUACCUGAAACUGGAAGAUUUGGUGCCACCCCCUUCCAUUAUUGACAAGUUGUUUCUGGAUACCCUACCUUUCUGAGUCUCAAAUUACCCUCAUGAAAGGCUAAUGCCCACCAGAGCAGGCAAAUGGAUUGUGACUUACUGCUAACAUUUCUGCCCUCGCAUAACAGAAAAGCAACUCCAGCCCUAAAAUAAGGACUUUUCAGGCGCUUUUUCCUUGCAAACUAAGGCCUAAAAUUUAAUGGCUUACUAUUUGGGGGUUGUGCUCUUGUUUUUGUUUAUUUUUUGUGUGAUUAGGGUUUUUUUACAAAUUGCUAAUAAGGCACUUUUGGACAAUGCUAUCCCAGCAGUAAAAGGUUAACAAGACUGUUUUAAAUCUAUUGUGUUUAACACCUCGUCAUAUAUGGGGAAUACAAAUGUAGAAGCUGUGUUUGAAAACAAGAACAACAAAUAGUUGUUUGCCAGGGUAGUAUGUGUUUUGUGAUGAUACCUUUAGCAUACUUCCUGUAUCAAGGGCACACAUAUUGGCACAAACUAAACAAAAGUUCACUUUUUUUAACAAAGUACAUUCAACUGAAUAUUUCGUAUAAAUCAGAUAUAGCAAAAUGACAAUGGCUGUUAGCUCCCAUGUUCAAGUGCAAUUUUUUAAAGUGCUGUCUUACUAAGUCUUGUUUAUUAACUAAUUUAUUUUAAUAUGAAAAUCAAAUUGAAGAAAUCAAGAGAGAAGAUUACAUGCACUAACUUACACGACAAAGUUUCCCAAACUUGAAUCCAUGUAGUGUGACUUACUGACAAAUGUAUGUGGAAGACACAGGGACAAUUUGUGAUUCAGUUGAGCACUUGUUCCUUAGAUAAGGAAGUAAAAGUAAGUAGUGAUUGGAACGCACAGGGUCAGCAUCAGGGAUCGUUAAGUUUUAGAUUUAAUCUAGUAACAAGUUAGUAAACAGACACAAGACGGUUUUGAAGAACAAGCAAGUCUUGUAAAAUAGUAUGAAUGUAAGAGUUAGGAAGGCUAUAGUGGGCUGCGUUUAAACAUUCCGUGUUCGUACUCCUUUUUUGUAUGUUUAUACUGUUGAUGCCAUAUUAAUAUGAAAUAAUUUGUUGCAUAGUGUCUUUAUUUGUAUAAACGUUUGUAUGCAUGGUAUAUUGUAAUGGCUUUGCCUGUAUUUAUUGCAAUGACUGCCAGCUCAUGGGAGCCGUGUUACACAAAGUAACUAAAUGGGGUGUUCACACUGACUCAGAUACACCAGUUAGAGAACUAUAUAUA